Jaculus jaculus (lesser Egyptian jerboa) is the source of this 942-nucleotide messenger RNA. Its product is annotated as olfactory receptor 50-like. The coding region runs from base 1 to 942 and encodes 313 amino acids. Gene Ontology annotation, biological process: G protein-coupled receptor signaling pathway. The transcript has a single exon. The record is from RefSeq and is a predicted model, not a curated record. Gene Ontology annotation, molecular function: olfactory receptor activity; G protein-coupled receptor activity. Lineage: Eukaryota; Metazoa; Chordata; Mammalia; Rodentia; Dipodidae. Gene Ontology annotation, cellular component: membrane.
AUGAAGACUACAAUGAAUGAGAGCGGUGUGUUUGAGUUCAUCCUCCUGGGGCUCCCCAUCAGUCCGGAGGACCAAGGCAUAUAUGAUGCCCUAUUCCUGGCCACGUACCUGACCACAGUGCUGGGAAACUUGCUCAUCAUCUUGCUCAUCAGGCUGGACCCUCACCUCCACACCCCCAUGUACUUCUUCCUCAGCCACCUGGCCUUCACUGACAUCUCCUUCUCAUCAGUGACAGCUCCAAAGAUGCUCCUGAAUAUGCUGACGCAGAGUCACUCCAUCUCAUACUCUGGGUGCAUUUCCCAGGUAUAUUUUUUCCUAUUUUUUGCAGAUCUUGACAGCUUCCUUCUGACCUCGAUGGCCUAUGAUAGAUAUGUGGCCAUCUGCCAUCCACUCCACUAUACCAGAAUCAUGAGUCAGAGCAUCUGUACCCUACUAGUUACUGUAUCCUGGUUCUUAUCCUUUGCUGGUGCUCUUGUGCACACCCUCCUCCUACCCCGUCUCUCUUUCUUUAGGGGAAACACUCUCCACCACUUCUUUUGUGACCUCUCUGCCUUAAUUAAGCUGUCCAGCUCAGACACCACCAUCAACGAACUGGUCAUACUUAUUGUGGGAUCACUAGUCAUCACGGUGCCAUUCAUAUGCAUUCUGGUCUCCUAUGGCCACAUUGGGGCCACCAUCCUGAGACGGCCCUCCAUCAAGGGAAUCUGCAAAGCCUUGUCCACAUGUGGCUCUCACCUGUCUGUGGUUUCUCUGUACUAUGGAGCCAUUAUCGGGCUCUAUUUUGUCCCCUCAUCCAAUAGCACUAAUGACAAGGAUGUCAUUGUGGCUGUGUUGUAUACUAUGGUAACGCCCAUGCUCAAUCCCUUUAUCUACAGUCUGAGAAAUCAGGAUAUGAAAGGAGCUCUGAGAAAUAUGCUCACAAGAGCCACAUCUUCAGUUUGA